AUGCAGAAGUUAAAAAUCGUCCUAAUAGGACCUCCCCAGUCCGGAAAAUCAAUGAUAGCCAACUCCUUGUCCGAGGUGAACGAAAACCUAGAAAUCUAUCCGACACAAGGUUGUCGAAUCGUCGAAUUUGAACUAAAUGACAUCUACGUCAACCAGAAGUCAACCAACGUGUUGAUCGAACUCUGGGACUGCAGUGGCCAACACAAAUUCAGCAACUGCUGGCCAAUUAUCAGGCACAUGGCUCAAGGAGUCGUCCUGGUGCACACCGAGUACAACCAGGGGACCCAACAGGAGUUGGAUUUGCUUUAUAAUUACUUUGUUACCCAGAAUGGACUCAGUGCCAAGUGUUGUCUGGUUUUUAACCAUACUGGGGAUAGAGUUGGUAAAUUGGGUUCCAGUUUUUUGAGGAUUUCUCAGGUCAAAGUCGAUUUGGCGGAAGUCGAGGUGCUGAAGAAGGAUUUUUCUGAGUUUAUUAGCUCUUUGUUGCAAGAGCAAAGUGGUGACGGCAGGGGUAGUGGGAGUUCUAGAAGUGGGAUACAAAAUUAUACAGGAAUGUAUUAG
Molecule: messenger RNA, 561 nt
Organism: Ctenocephalides felis (cat flea)
Lineage: Eukaryota; Metazoa; Arthropoda; Insecta; Siphonaptera; Pulicidae
Product: intraflagellar transport protein 22 homolog
Exons: 1
Coding region: 1-561 (186 amino acids)
Biological process (GO): intracellular protein transport
Cellular component (GO): endomembrane system
Molecular function (GO): GTPase activity
Source: RefSeq, a predicted model, not a curated record